Galeopterus variegatus (Sunda flying lemur) is the source of this 3523-nucleotide messenger RNA. RefSeq names its product N-acetyltransferase 10 (GCN5-related) (gene NAT10). The record is from RefSeq and is a predicted model, not a curated record. Gene Ontology annotation, biological process: rRNA acetylation involved in maturation of SSU-rRNA. Gene Ontology annotation, molecular function: ATP binding; 18S rRNA cytidine N-acetyltransferase activity; tRNA binding. Bases 66 to 3146 code for a protein of 1026 amino acids. NCBI's taxonomy places the organism in Eukaryota, Metazoa, Chordata, Mammalia, Dermoptera, Cynocephalidae. Gene Ontology annotation, cellular component: nucleolus; 90S preribosome. The transcript has 29 exons.
CGCGCCCCCACGUGCUUCCGCUUCGCCGCUGGCUGGGAUCCUCCGGGCAGUGAUAAUCUUUUACCAUGCAUCGGAAGAAGGUGGAUAACCGGAUCCGGAUUCUCAUUGAGAAUGGAGUAGCUGAGCGGCAAAGGUCUCUCUUUGUUGUAGUCGGGGAUCAAGGAAAAGAUCAGGUGGUAAUACUCCAUCACAUGUUAUCUAAAGCAACUGUGAAGGCUCGGCCUUCAGUGCUCUGGUGUUAUAAGAAAGAGCUGGGGUUUAGCAGUCACCGGAAGAAAAGAAUGCGACAGUUGCAGAAGAAAAUAAAGAAUGGGACAUUGAACAUAAAGCAAGAUGACCCCUUUGAACUCUUCGUAGCAGCCACAAACAUCCGCUACUGCUACUACAAUGAGACCCACAAGAUCCUGGGCAAUACCUUCGGCAUGUGUGUCCUCCAGGAUUUUGAAGCGUUAACUCCAAACUUGCUGGCCAGGACUGUAGAAACGGUGGAAGGCGGUGGGUUGGUGGUUAUCCUCCUGCGGACCAUGAACUCACUCAAACAGUUGUACACGAUGACCAUGGACGUGCAUUCCAGAUACAGGACUGAGGCCCAUCAGGAUGUGGUGGGAAGAUUUAAUGAGAGGUUUAUUCUCUCUCUGGCCUCUUGUAAGAAGUGUCUCGUCAUUGAUGACCAGCUCAAUAUCCUGCCCAUCUCCUCCCACGUUGCCAGCAUCGAGGCCCUGCCUCCACAGACUCCGGAUGAGAGUCUUGGUCCUUUGGAUCUGGAGCUGAAGGAGUUGAAGGAGAGCUUGCAAGACACCCAGCCUGUGGGCGUGCUGGUAGACUGCUGCAAGACCCUAGACCAGGCCAAAGCUGUCUUGAAAUUCAUUGAGGGGAUCUCUGAAAAGACCCUGAGGAGUACUGUUGCACUCACAGCUGCCCGAGGACGGGGAAAAUCUGCAGCCCUGGGAUUGGCUAUUGCUGGGGCAGUGGCAUUUGGGUACUCCAAUAUCUUUGUUACUUCCCCAAGCCCUGAUAACCUCCAUACACUGUUUGAAUUUGUAUUUAAAGGAUUUGAUGCUCUGCAAUAUCAGGAGCAUCUGGAUUAUGAGAUUGUUCAGUCUCUAAAUCCUGAAUUUAACAAAGCAGUGAUCAGAGUGAAUGUAUUCCGAGAACACAGGCAGACCAUUCAGUAUAUACAUCCUGCAGAUGCUGUGAAACUGGGCCAGGCUGAACUCGUUGUGAUUGAUGAAGCUGCCGCCAUCCCUCUCCCCCUGGUGAAAAGCCUCCUGGGCCCCUACCUUGUUUUCAUGGCAUCCACCAUCAAUGGCUAUGAGGGCACUGGCCGGUCACUGUCCCUCAAGCUGAUUCAGCAGCUCCGUCAGCAGAGUGCCCAGAGCCAGGUCAGCACCACUGCUGAGAACAAGACCACGAUGACAGCCAGACUGGCAUCAGCACGAACGUUGCACGAGGUUUCCCUCCAGGAGUCAAUCCGCUAUGCACCUGGGGAUGUGGUGGAGAAGUGGCUGAAUGACUUGCUGUGCCUGGAUUGCCUCAACAUUACUCGGAUAGUCUCGGGCUGCCCAUUGCCUGAAGCCUGUGAACUCUACUAUGUUAAUAGAGACACCCUCUUUUGCUACCACAAGGCUUCUGAAGUUUUCCUCCAGCGGCUUAUGGCCCUCUAUGUUGCUUCUCACUACAAGAACUCUCCCAGUGACCUCCAGAUGCUUUCCGAUGCACCUGCUCACCAUCUCUUCUGCCUCCUGCCUCCCGUGCCCCCCACCCAGAAUGCCCUGCCUGAAGUGCUUGCUGUAGUCCAGGUGUGCCUUGAAGGGGAGAUUUCUCGCCAGUCCAUCUUGAACAGCUUGUCUCGAGGCAAGAAGGCUUCAGGGGACCUGAUUCCAUGGACGGUGUCUGAACAGUUCCAAGAUCCAGACUUCGGCGGUCUUUCUGGUGGAAGGGUGGUUCGCAUUGCUGUGCACCCAGAUUAUCAAGGGAUGGGCUAUGGCAGCCGGGCUCUGCAGCUGCUGCAGAUGUACUAUGAGGGCAGAUUCCCUUGUCUGGAGGAAAAGGUCCUUGAGACCUCACAAGAAAUUCACACCGUAAGCAGUGAGGCCGUCAGCCUAUUGGAAGAGGUCAUCACUCCCCGGAAGGACCUGCCUCCUUUACUCCUCAAAUUGAAUGAGAGGCCUGCCGAGCGCCUGGAUUAUCUGGGCGUUUCCUAUGGUUUGACGCCCAGGCUCCUCAAAUUCUGGAAGCGGGCUGGAUUUGUUCCUGUGUAUCUGAGACAGACCCCGAAUGACCUGACAGGAGAGCACUCAUGCAUCAUGCUCAAGACGCUGGAUGAGGAAGACGAGGCUGACCAGGGAGCCUGGCUUGUGGCCUUUUGGAAAGAUUUCCGAAGACGGUUCCUAGCCUUGCUGUCCUACCAGUUCAGCACCUUCUCUCCUUCCCUGGCUCUGAACAUCAUUCAGAAUCGGAACGUGGGGAGACCAGCCCAGCCAGCCCUAUGCCGGGAGGAGCUGGAAGCACUCUUCCUUCCCUAUGACCUGAAGCGGCUGGAGAUGUACUCACGGAACAUGGUUGACUAUCACCUCAUCAUGGACUUGAUCCCGGCCAUCUCCCGCGUGUAUUUCCUGAACCAGCUGGGGGACCUGGCCCUGUCUGCUGCUCAGUCAGCUCUUCUUUUGGGGAUUGGCCUGCAGCAUAAGUCUGUGGACCAGCUGGAAAAGGAGAUUGAGCUGCCUUCGGGCCAGUUGAUGGGACUUUUCAACCGGAUCAUCCGCAAAGUUGUGAAGCUAUUUAAUGAAGUGCAGGAAAAGGCCAUUGAGGAGCAGAUGGUGGCAGUGAAGGAUGUGGUCAUGGAGCCCACGAUGAAGACGCUGAGUGAUGACCUGGAUGAAGCUGCAAAGGAAUUCCAGGAGAAGCACAGGAAGGAGGUGGGGAAGCUGAAGAACAUGGACCUCUCACAAUACAUAAUCCGUGGGGAUGAUGAAGAGUGGAAUGAAGUUUUGAACAAAGUUGGUCAGAAUGCGUCCAUCGUCAGCCUGAAAAGUGACAAGAAAAGAAAGUUGGAAGCCAAACAAGAACCCAAACAGAACAAGAAGUUGAAAAGAAACAGGGACGCAAAGAACAAAAAAGAUAUGAAACUGAAGUGGAAGAAAUAGUGACGAGGAACUCUGGCAUAAGCAGCCGACCCAUGAGGACAUGCCCGGACCUCCUCUCUGGCUGGAUGGGGCUGCAGCCUAGGCUGUUAAAAGCAGCAAGAGCCCCUGGCAGACUGAGGGUCCCUGGUCCUGACUGUGGCUGUACGCCAUUCCGCUCCUGGCUCCAUCUAGCAGGGCUGCUGCCCCAGUGUCUCAGAAAAACCUGAGCCCUUAAUUUAGGGAGGAUAUGACAUCCGAGUGCCUAAGGCCUGUUAUUUCAUCCAUUUGGGAAAAAAUGUUGGGAAAGGACCUUUUGCUAGCAGCGGAGAGGGGAGGGGUAUAUAUUUUUAAUAAAUAACAUCCUAGAAAGACCCAAGUGCCUGUGGGCGAUCAUGAAA